Messenger RNA from Drosophila biarmipes, 478 nucleotides. RefSeq lists its product as uncharacterized. NCBI's taxonomy places the organism in Eukaryota, Metazoa, Arthropoda, Insecta, Diptera, Drosophilidae. The record is from RefSeq and is a predicted model, not a curated record. Bases 65 to 391 code for a protein of 108 amino acids. The transcript is spliced from 3 exons.
UACAAUUGAUUGCACCAUAAUCUCCGUUCCUUGAACACCGAAAUAGGAAAAGUAAUUCCACGCAAUGAAAGCAUACAUUUCGGUGUGCCUGAUUUUUAGCAUUGUCCUUACUUCAGGCAACGCCGCUUGUCCGGAAACGGAAGAUGUUGUAUGGGCUCUCGAUAUCCGUAGAAACUACUGUGAAAAUUUUCGCAAUAAGUGUUACUUUGAAGAAGAAACAUAUACAGGUUUUAAUAUAACUACCAAGGAGAAAUGCCAGAUAAAGUGCCGUACGAAUUGCAUACGUUUGACUUCGUCGACGAAAGCCACAUAUAGAGGAGUGACUCGAGUGUUUACCAAUGACUGUUUUAGACUGGCUCAUAACUGCCGCACUGGCGAAACUUAUGUUUAAGAUCACGUGGAGCCCUAUAUAUGUACACUAAGAUAGAAAUUUGUAUACAAGUCAAAAAUGUUUAAAAUAAACUUCAGUAAAAGUGUA